Messenger RNA from Melanotaenia boesemani (Boeseman's rainbowfish), 4634 nucleotides. RefSeq lists its product as uncharacterized. The record is from RefSeq and is a predicted model, not a curated record. NCBI's taxonomy places the organism in Eukaryota, Metazoa, Chordata, Actinopteri, Atheriniformes, Melanotaeniidae. The coding region runs from base 762 to 3143 and encodes 793 amino acids. Gene Ontology annotation, biological process: regulation of transcription by RNA polymerase II. The transcript is spliced from 3 exons.
CGAGACUGACAGCCCGUUACUGCUGCUGCUUCUCACCGGCAAUGAUACAGCAAACACGGACGCGGUGAGACACCGAAAUGGACUUAUCGAGCACUUUUUGCCAUUAUAAAGACGACUACUAUUUAGACAGCAUUGUCUAUCGACAGUAGACGGUGUGUACUUUUAGCAGGGAUCUUUUUUUGUUUCUUUCUUCCCUCGGUGGGGAAAGAAGACUCGUCGUCCGGGAGAGAAAUGGAUGCGCCGACUGAUUUCCUGCGACAUACACGGCCAGCUAAGAGGCUUCCACGCUCACUUUGAAAAGUGGCAUUCGGAGAUAAAAUUGUUUCUAUUUGGUCAUUUAUCACAGUGUUGCCCGGUAGUUAUUUGUAAUUAGAAGUAUAAAGGUACACAAAGUUCUAAAAGAGCGUAGCUAAUCGCUACUGCCGACCCAACAGCUUGCGGCUAGCUCAAAUUCGCAGUCAUAGUUUAUUUUAUUUGCUACAUUAAAUACAGUGUUUUAGAUUGUCCCGAUGCUGGAUUAAUAAUUGUGUUAAGAAGAGGAAAGCCACCGAUAAGCUAGCGUUUCAGUAUCAUCACAAACUGGGAACGUCUAGCGUGAAUUUUUUAAAGGACAUAAAUCAUAUGACUUGUCACUUAUGGCUCGUUAGUAUCGCGGUACUGCAGCUGACCCAGCUAGCUAGCAUCUGUGUUAGCUAGUAGGUAGGUAGCGACAAUAACCGUCUGCCAUUUCUUGGUUUCGAGAAAACUUCCUCACGGUAAAGAUGCACCACCAGGACUUCUCCGGAGACCCGCCCGGGAGCGGGAGUCGCAAAACGGCCUACCACUACAGGAGAGGCAGCAGUGGCGCGUCUUCGUCCUCUGCAGCCGGUGGCAGUGCGGUUGAGGACAAUCCAAGCCAGCCAGGAUCCUCUUCUCCAGCACUUCAUCACCAGUCCCAAGUGACCGGAGCUCAGGUGAAGAAGAAAAGUGGUUUCCAGAUAACAAGUGUCACCUCUGCUCAGAUCAACGUCAGCGGCAACAACAGUUUAGCUGAUGAUACUGAGAGCUAUGAUGAUAUGGAUGAAUCACACACUGAAGACCUCUCCUCCUCUGAUAUGCUGGAUGUCUCGGCAUCUAAAGCCACAGACACAGGUGUACCAGAGAGAAGCUCCUCUGAUGAGACGUUGAACAGUCUCCACGGGGUUGACACACCUGGACUCGUGUCACCCAAUGAGCCUCUUCAACCUCACACUGUCCCUCAGGGGGCUCAGCAGCACUCCUCUUUGGUAAAUGGGACUGUGCAUCAACAAUAUUGUCAUCAGCAACACAGCAAGCCCCCCCAUCAUCACUCUGAUAGUUUGGGAGGACAUGAACCAUUCUUACCCACUCUUCCCAUUGCACCAUUAGCCAGCUCCAGCCCAACUAUGGUUUCUAAAGCUGUGCCCAGCCAGUCCCAGAGACCACCUGUGUUGGAUAAUCCAAAAGCUGCAGGGGUGGUGGGUCAACAAGUAGCUCCUGUUAUUGGUGGGACAGCUAGUGAUGCACAUGUACAAGGCAGUGUGAACAUUUCAAGUGUGUCUGCUGUCCCUGCCGCUGCAGUCCCACCCUUGGGGCCUUCUGUUAUGGAAAACGCUAAUGUAAGUGGGCAAGUGGCUUCUGCUGGGGGAGGAACAGGCCCUCCUGCUUCUGCUCACAGCACUCACACCCAUACUCAAACAGCUACUGGGUCUCGUUUUAGGGUGGUCAAGCUGGACACGAACUCUGAGCCAAUUCGCAAGGGAAGAUGGACAUGUACAGAGUAUUAUGAAAAGGAGGUUCCUCAUCCAGCUCUGCCUGAGGCACUGAAAGCUGCAGAUGUGGCUGCAGAGACUGAGGCAGGUAAUGCCGGGGUUAGUCCAGGUGUACCUGCUUUACAGCCACCUCAUACACUGCAGCCCUAUCAGCCACCAAGCCAGGACUUCACCAGUCCACAAACCAUGCAGAGCCCACCACAGGCCCUGACACAGACUACUCCUCUGAGCUAUGUUGCACCACAAGAGGUUGUUGGAGUGACUCACUUGCAGAAACCAGUGGUUCCUGUUCCUAUUCCUACACCAACACCACAGGUGACCCUGCAGGCUGGUGCAAGUCAGCCUCUUCCAGUUAUACCCCAACAGCUUCCCUAUGCUGUAGACCCCCAAAAGGCUCAUCUCCAGGGUGGUUACCCCACACCUCAGCUCCAAGCAGGGGGAGCCAUAGCUCCAGAAAGUGUGAGACAGCCAGACUUUAUCCAGCCCACUGCUCCCUUCCAGACCCAAGUCCAGCCUCCGCUUCCCCAUGUUACAACAGGAGUCUCCAUCACAUCAGUACCGGUGGUCCCAGCACGGCAACCAAUUAGCAUUUCUCAACAGCUUCCACUUCAGGGUCAAGGAGCCCCUCCUGCAGCUUAUGCUACACCCCAGCCUCAGGCACUUCCAGUUCCACUUCAACCACAGCCACAAAUCCAACCUCCCCCUGCUGGCACAGUCCCCGCAGCGCCCACCCAUGGGACCCCCUAUAUGCCUCUGACCGCACUGCAAGCUGACCUUCAACCCCUCCUUACUUCGGGCGCCAGCCUCACCCAUGUCCCUGGAGGAGGGAGUUCCAUAAAAACCCAACUGGAGGAUGCCCAGAAGCUUCUGUUCCAACACCAGGGCCUGCUGGGUCUGCCCCGGCUUGGGGCAGCAGCAGGUGGUGAGAGGGCUUCGGAGAGCAGCAGUGCUGUUGGAUCUCUGGCCCACAUGGGGAUGUCAGCUGAGGCCAGUGCCUUCAUGGUAGCUGCUGCUGCUGCAGGCCUGAGGAGUCAGCAUGCUGAAGGAGAGGAGGACAGCUCUUCGGGUGCAAGUGUGGUGGCCAUUGAUAACAAGAUUGAACAAGCAAUGGACUUGGUGAAGAGCCACCUGAUGUACGCCGUGCGUGAGGAGGUGGAGGUGCUGAAGGAGCAGAUCAAAGAGCUGAUCGAGCGCAACACUCAGCUGGAGCAGGAGAACAACCUGCUCAAGACCUUGGCCAGUCCCGAGCAAAUGGCUCAGUUCCAGGCGCAGGUCCAGACCGGCGGAUCCCCGACCAGCACUGCCCAGCCUCCGGUCCUGUCCGGAAGCGGCCAAGCCCCUUCUUCCACACACAACUCCGGCAUGUCGGCGUAACACAGGAGCUACACACUGGAGAGCCCCCUGAGGAUGAAGGACAGGGGGGAUGGAAGACAGAAGAUGAGGAGGAGGAGGGAGUUUCGCCAUACUGUGAAUGGACUUCAGCAUCAUCAAGACCAACUAUGCCACCGUUUGGAGGAGCGCACACUUCAACUUAACCGGAAACAACUUUCUUUUGUUGCACAUUAAUUUAACUGAAAGACUUUAGAGUUGCACCGGUGUGUGUGUUUGUGUGUGUGUCCCCGCUUUGUCUGCAACUUCUAUUACCAGCUUCAGACAAUCGUCGUCGUGGUGAUGAGGGGCAGGACAGAGCUGACAGGAACGGGCAGUCGACACUUGCAUCGCUCCGGGAGGAGCUAGCUCUCGUCAGUGCAGUCAAAUCCCUCGACGUACGCCCCGUGGAAAAGUGUGCCAUUGCCUCGCCUAAUUCCCACCUCACCUCCUCCACCCGCACAGCGUUUUCUUCCUCCCCAUCCUCUUUGCACUUUCUCCAAUAUGACGUGGACAGACUUUUAAUAGACAAACAAAAAGAAUUGGCAGACCCAUCUGGAAUGGGAGGUUCGUGGCUCUGGAUCCUCACAGGAUCUGCAGACUACGACGGUCUUGGUGUGGGACAAUAUCUGCAUUAGCUGCGCCUCUUUGUUCACUUUGAGAUCUCUGUGUUCUUUCUGAAAUCCAUGUCCCCACCCUUGAUGCACUCCUCCCUUCCUUCUUGGAUGGAGCAUUAAACAUUCAUGCUAGGAAUCAGUGUUCUCCUUUUCUUUUGCUUUUUUUUUAUUUUAUAUUUUUUAGGGAGGGCUGGGAAAGGUGUGCUUUUGUCUGUUUCUGUUUUAUUCCUGUUAUAAAUGUCCAACUGGUCUGUUAAAUAACAGAAAUCAGAUUACAUAGGACAUGACUGACUGUAGGUAAUAAACUUUGUACAGAUGAAAGAUUUCCAAUUCAACUCUGCCAAGUGCCUGGUUUCUAACCAUAGAUACAUAUAUAGAGCUUGUUUUUUACAUUGUUCUGUUUAGUUUGUAUAUAUAUCUAUGGUUUUGCCAGGUUUUGAACUACCUGUGAUGUCGUAACUCAGGGUGGGAACAGAAGAGGAUCUUUUACCUCCACACUAAGAUGCUGUCUCUCCUGCAGUGACACACGGCUUUGUACUGUACGUGAACUCUUCAGACUCACUAACUCAAACUAUCUGGACUCUUUCACCACUUUGAGAAGUGUGUAGAUUUUUUUUUUAUGUAAAUGACAAUGUUUUUUUUUUUAUGUUUUUUUUGUUGUUUUUUUUUUUCUAUUUUGUACAGCCAAGUGUGGGAGUUGCUCAUAGUGCGACUGGAGCUCUCAACACAAUAAUGAGACACUUGGCAUAAGGAAAGGAAAAUGCCUAGCAUAAGUAUGUGGGAUGUUUUGUGCAUGUUCCUUCAAGCCCAUCACAAAUGUGACGUUACAAUUGCACUAGACAGUUGCACCUGAAAAUAAAAAAAAAAUAAAAAAACUGGA